AUUACACUUCCGUAAACACAACAACAACAACACGGAAAUAAAAUUCACAUGGGUUUUUAUAUGACGUUUAUUACAAUAUGCAUACGGUGACAUUAAAGAUUGAUUAGGUAUUCUCCAAUUGAAAGUGAUUUUCAAAAUGGCGGAGGGAAGCGAGUUGCAAGAAGAUUGUGUUUUAAAUUCAAAAUAUGUUCAGAUUCCUCUGGAAGCGCUGAAUUCAAGUUGCAGAAGACACAUUGCUUUACACUUAAACUUAGAAGGAAGUUUAAAUGAAGACGUUAAUUUGAUGAAUGAUUUCAGAGGACUGGCAGAAAUGGUCGGUUUUGGAUAUUUAGAAAUUAAGAAUUUCGAGAGAGAGAAAAGUCCGACAGAGCAGUUACUUGAAGAUUGGACCUCCAGACCAGAAUUCUCACCAACUGUAGGAAACUUGUGGAGUUAUUUGAUGUCUUUAGCAAGGUUUGAUGUUCUCACUGACAGUAAAAAAUUCAUUGAGAGAGAUUGUGACAAAUAUAUUGAAAUCAAAUCCAGAUUUAAAACUAACCAGAAACCAAUUCAGGAUAGCACAGUGUCACAGACAUUAGAUCAUGAUGUUGAUGAAUCUGCUGUUAUGGCUGUCGAUGAUGUUAUUAAAGGCAUCCCAACAAUAUACGAUGCAUUUGUGUGCUAUAACCCAGAGGGAGAAGACUUGAUAUUUGUAAGGAAACUUAUCGAGAAACUUGAGGAUGAGAAUGGUCUGAAACUGUUUGUACCUUGGAGGGACGACCUUCCUGGUGCCUCACACAAUACUGUUACAGCUAAACUGAUUGAACACAGAUGUAGGAGGAUGAUCAUUGUUAUAUCACCCAGUUAUUUGCAGAGUUCAGCUUGUGAUUUCCAGACAAAAUUUGCUCAUGGUCUUUCACCAGGUUCACGAAAUAAGAAACUGAUUCCAGUGCUGAUACAAGACUGCACCAUUCCUGAAAUUUUGAGACAUAUCACCUGUUGUAACUACACAAGGAAAGAAUUACUGGAGUGGUUUUGGACAAGGCUUGUAUCCUCACUUAAGGCACCUUUAAACCCUUCUGAAUGUAAGUUCCGAAACCAAAAUGUAUUAAAUACGUUGAAUCUGGAUACUUCAUCAUCGGUACCUGGCUGGUCAGAUUCAAGUUCUAGCCAGGGGUCAAGUUCAUUGUCAAGUGUUGGUUCCAGUGGAACAUCAGGGUCAUCGUCAAUGAGUACUUCAACUUAUUCCUCUGGUUCCUCCUCGGAUACAAGAGGUAAUGAUUACAUUCAGCCGACAGCAAACUACCCACCUUAUCUGGAACUGUUAUCUGCCUCUCCACCAUUACCCAGGAGAUCAAAUGAUUAUGAACGAAUCAGUAAUAUUCGUCGUUUACAAGGGGUGGAUAACUCUGCUUCAAAUGAAGUUGUUGCUGAUACUUAUGGUCAAAGAACAGCUCAUUACACUCAGCCAAUAGCUACUCGGGAUAGAAGUCAGUCGCCUAGCAACGCAGCCAAUCGGGGAUACCAGACUUUACAAACAUCAAGUUCAGCAGGCGGACAGACGCAGCAGAAUUUGUCCCCUCUUGCUAGAACAGAUCUGUCAUCACAAGGCAGUUCUCCAGGUGUCAAUCGACGACCCGUCCCACCAAUCCCUACACAAAACUCCUGUAAACAAAGUGAAGCAAAAGAAUAUUUUUGCUGAAAAGAAACAUAUUGUGAACCUUAAUGUAACACAUCUUUAGCUCCCCUGAGUAUCAAUGCCCAGAGGUGAGCUUUUGUGAUGACAAUGUGUUAGUCAUCCAUCAUUUAUUGUUUCUUAUAACAACAUCUCAGGUGAGUGACCUAGGGCCCGUUAUCUGUCUUGUUCAUUUAAAAGGAUCUGUUUAUAAUUAUAAUUACUGACAUAUAUUGGAAGCAUAGACAUAUCAAAUACAGUGUACAUACUGUAGAAAAUGAAAAAAUAUACAAUUUACAUUCUUAUUUUAAUGCUGAGAUAAAUUUAUGUUUAAAGAUACAUGUUUUUUAUUGGAUAUCUUUUAUUUUGCAUUUGAAAUUUCUUUCAUGCUAUCAGCUGUAUAAAGAUGUAUAUAGGUAUAGGCAUUUAUGAAAUAAUAUGCUUUGUAGAAACAUUUAAGUGCUGUUUUAUAUUGUAUGAUAAGUUUUUCAACUUAGGUUUUUGGGAACUUCCAUUAAUUACAUAGUGUUUAAAGUUACCAUUACUGCUUAUGGUUUGAAUCUCACUAGGACUUCAUAUAGUUUAUGAAAGGCCAGUGGUUCCACAUAUUGGCCUAAAAAUUCUUGAAAUAAUGAGUUACCUGAAUUCUGUUUUGUAAAAUAACAUGUACAAUGUUAGUGAGACUUUGAAACAUUGCUCAACAAGUUUCAACUAUUCAGAGGGGUGUCCUCAGCCAAUGGUUUAGGUCAUUGUCUUCAAACCACUUGCCUCUCACAGCUCAGGGUUCAAUUCCCGCCAUUGACUUUGAAAUCUUUCAUGUAAGGAAACUAUCCAGCUUGUACCUGGCCAUUGUCCUGUCUAAAAUAAUGCACAAAGAAGCACCUGAGGUCUUUCCUGCUACAAAAAAUCUUUAUUGUCGCCAUAUGACCUUUACAAUGUUGAUGAAAUAUAAAACCCAACAAACAAAAAAAACAAGAAAAACUUAUUUCAGAUGUGUUCUUCACCUGUAUAUCUACCUACUUACAAUUAGCAUCAAAAAUAGGUUUGAACUUUUUAUGAAAAAUGGAUCAAACCAGUUUUUUUUUACCACUUUAGUAGUUAUUACUAUAAUGAUGUUCAUUUGAGAACUUCUUAAAUAUCAUUUUCAAGAAAUAAGUAAUUUCCAUAUACGCCAUGUGGUCAACCACAAUUCAGUAAUGAAACUAAGAUGUUGUUAUGUAUUUUAAUUAAACAGUCAUGUAUUUACGAUGUGAUAAUAGUAAAUGCAUUCCAUGAACUUUCUGUCAUAAUCAAAAAUUGAUUAACAGUAAACUAUUCUUUUUAUUAUACUUAUACAUAAUGUGUAUCUUGAAAAGCAAACAUUUUUUCUAGAUUGUUUUAAUUAAGUUUAAAGUGUAAUGUUUUAGCAGUCUAAUGAGAAAUUUGUUAUGGACUUAUAUUGCACAAAUUUGACAUUAGUAUUGCAUAAUUAUCAUGUUUUUACAUCUUGUGUUGCUGAACUACUUUGUGUGAUAAAUGUAGCUAAAUUCUUUAGUAUAAUGCAUUAUGUUGCAACAGAUCAAAAUACCUACUUUUUUCUAUGAAGAUCACUUUACAAUGAUCUAUACACUAAGCAAGCAUUUUCCUUUUACAAAAUGCUAUCUUU
Molecule: messenger RNA, 3299 nt
Organism: Ruditapes philippinarum (Manila clam)
Lineage: Eukaryota; Metazoa; Mollusca; Bivalvia; Venerida; Veneridae
Product: myeloid differentiation primary response protein MyD88-like
Exons: 6
Coding region: 137-1681 (514 amino acids)
Biological process (GO): Toll signaling pathway; MyD88-dependent toll-like receptor signaling pathway; positive regulation of canonical NF-kappaB signal transduction
Cellular component (GO): plasma membrane
Molecular function (GO): Toll-like receptor binding; TIR domain binding
Source: RefSeq, a predicted model, not a curated record